AACCCAUCAUUAAAUUAAACCAUACUUUUCCUUUUCUUUACUCUUUCCUCUCUCUCCUCACCCUUUCCCCUUCCCAAAACACAUCUCAUUAAACCCUCUUCUCUUUCUCCCCCCCUCGAACCAACAAAGAAACAGACUAGAACAAGGAGAGAGAUACCAACAAUCUCUCUCAGAUCUCUUUUUUUUGGAAAACCCCCAAUUUUGAAUUUUUAAAAAUGAACCAGAAAUCACUGAUUUACGCGUUUGUUUCACGAGGAACUGUGAUUCUUGCUGAGUACACUGAAUUCAGCGGGAAUUUCAAUUCCAUAGCGUUUCAAUGUCUCCAGAAACUUCCUGCUACUAACAACAAGUUUACUUACAACUGCGAUGGUCAUACUUUCAAUUACCUCGCCGACAAUGGGUUUACAUAUUGUGUUGUUGCGGAUGAAUCGGCUGGAAGACAAGUGCCUAUGGCUUUUCUGGAGCGUGUCAAGGAUGAUUUCGUGUCAAAGUAUGGCGGUGGGAAGGCUGCCACAGCCCAGGCCAGUGGUCUUAACAAGGAAUUUGGGCCAAAAUUGAAGGAACAUAUGAAGUAUUGUGCUGAUCAUCCUGAAGAGAUAAGCAAGCUUGCGAAAGUGAAAGCUCAGGUUUCAGAAGUUAAAGGUGUCAUGAUGGAGAACAUUGAGAAGGUUCUGGAUAGGGGAGAGAAAAUAGAACUUCUUGUGGACAAGACCGAGAACCUUCAUUCACAGGCACAAGACUUUCGCAGUCAAGGGACACAAAUCCGAAGAAAAAUGUGGCUGCAGAACAUGAAGGUUAAGCUGAUUGUAUUGGGAAUACUGAUUGCCUUGAUCCUCAUCAUAGUCCUCUCUGUUUGCAAAGGCUUUAAUUGUGGAAAAUGAGAGCUGGCUAUUCUUUGAAGGCUUGAUAAUACUGUUUCUAGAGCUUUUGCGAGUUGCAAAAGCAGAUACUGAAUAUAUUGUUAUGACCAUGUGUGUAGCAGCAACUAGAGAUUUCUUUGAUAUAUCGUCCAAGAACUUAUUUUUGAAUGUGAAUGAAACCCUAUAUGUUAUUGUCA
Molecule: messenger RNA, 1057 nt
Organism: Populus nigra (black poplar)
Lineage: Eukaryota; Viridiplantae; Streptophyta; Magnoliopsida; Malpighiales; Salicaceae
Product: vesicle-associated membrane protein 722-like
Exons: 5
Coding region: 216-881 (221 amino acids)
Biological process (GO): vesicle-mediated transport
Cellular component (GO): membrane
Source: RefSeq, a predicted model, not a curated record